Messenger RNA from Anopheles maculipalpis, 984 nucleotides. Its product is annotated as alpha-tocopherol transfer protein-like. The transcript is spliced from 2 exons. Lineage: Eukaryota; Metazoa; Arthropoda; Insecta; Diptera; Culicidae. Gene Ontology annotation, molecular function: phosphatidylinositol bisphosphate binding. The record is from RefSeq and is a predicted model, not a curated record. Gene Ontology annotation, cellular component: membrane. Bases 1 to 984 code for a protein of 327 amino acids.
AUGGAUAACGACACGACGGUCUACAGCAACUGUGCCAGCCCGGCCAGCUACCAGCAGUACACCUGGACGCUAACGGACAAGCUGCGUAAGACAGCCAAAUCGGAGCUGCGCGAGGACGAACAUCUGCGAGCGCAAGGUUUGGCGCAGAUGCGCGAGUUCAUCGCCAAGAGUCCACACAUCAAGCGCUGCCGCACCGACGCACUGUUUCUGCUUCGGUUUCUCCGCACGAAGAAGUACUCGAUCCCGCAGGCGUGCGCCAUGCUGGAGAAGUAUCUCACCGUGCGCCAGGCCAACCCGGCCUGGUACCAUCGGAUGGAUAUAGAGGAUCCGGAAAUUGAGGCAAUCAUCGACGGCGGGUACAUUGUGCCGCUGCCCGAGCGUGACGAUCAUGGCCGGCAGGUGGUACUGUCGGUGGCGGGAAAUCUUGAUCUGAGUCGGGUGUCUUCCGCACUGUUGGCGAAGGUUCACUUCAUGGUGCAGGAGGUGCUGGCGGACGAUGAGCAGUCACAGAUCUGUGGCUACGUGCACUGUGUGGAUGAGCGGGAGCUGUCGAUGAAGCUGAUGGGCAUGUGGUCGCUGGUGGACAUUAAGAAGGUGGCCGAUUGCAUACAGAACGGGCUGCCGAAUCGUAUCAAUGGAUUUAAUCUGAUCGGUCUACCGUCAACGGCUGCCACGCUGCUCGAGUUCUGCGUCUCACUGUUGAGUGAUAAGCUGCGCAAGCGAAUCAACCUUUUCCGCACCGUGGACGACUUUGCUGGCAAGAUAAAUCGCAAAAUUCUACCCAAGGAGUAUGGUGGCACUGUGCCAAUGGCGGACAUGAUCGCACAAUUCAAGGAACGCUGCCGCCAGAAGCGAGCCCAGCUCUUGGCUAUGGAUGAGAUGUGCAUCGAACUGUCAAAGGUACCGGGACAUUGUGCGGAUUCGUGCCGUCGGGAUAUGGAGGCUGGUAUGAUCGGAAGCUUCCGCAAGCUGGAGGUCGAUUAA